GGUGGACAAAAGCAAACACGGAAUUGCUGUCUCUGCAUUUUCACUACUAAUAAUGUUUGGAGGGUGUGGGUCUGGUUAGUUUUAUGACAAGAAGGAAACGAGUGAUCUGUGUGUGGUUUAUCAGCAUGUCUUCCACAUUAGAUCACACAGUGUGUGUGACAUUGGCUGGUCUUGUAGAAGAGCUCACAACAUCUGGAUCACAGACUCUAGACAAAGAAAAAAUCAAGAAAAUUAAAAAUAUUUGCAGAACAUCAGAUGCCUAUGUGGAGCAUGUUUUUGAUCUGGUAAUGAAACAGUUAGACAAAGAACAUUCAGAAGUCAGAUUAUCCGCAUUCCAGAUUACCAAUGAAUUAUUUAUGAGAUCUCAUAAAUUCCGGGAAUUAUUGGUGGAUGAUUUCCAGACAUUCUUAGAAUUGACAGUGGAAACAGACCAUGAACAGCCACUGCCACCUCCAAAAAUAUCUGCCAAGAUGUUGAGGGAAAAGACGCUAGAAGCAGUGCAGAUAUGGAAUGAGAAAUAUGGCAAGGCUUACAAGAAACUGGCUUUAGGUUACAACUUCCUCAAGCACUGUAAAAAAAUUGACUUUAAUGACAUCCAUGCAAGAACUGUUGUUGAACGACAAAGAGAAGAAGAAAGACAAACAAAACAAAGGACUAUUUUAUUGGAAAAGGCUAAUGCAGCUAUCAAAGAAAUAGAAGAAACAAUGCCAGACAUAGAGCAGUGUUUAACCCAAUCAGAUAACUGUUUUCAGUUGUUACUUCCUCAUCCAGACGAGUAUGAUAUUCUAACUCCUGAUACAGAAAACACUCAGGGAAUUAAUACAGCUAGUAGCAGUCAGCAAACUGGGUCAAAUCUUAUGGUAGAAAAAUGUCAGAAUGAUAAUACAGAUAUAGCACAUCAAAAGAAAGAAACCAGUAAUGUGAAUUGUGAAGUAGUAAAACCAUGUAAUAAGGAUGAUGAUGGUAAUGACAUUCAAAAUUUAGAGAAAGGUAUUGUGGAAUACUCAGGAAAGCUGACAAAUGGAACUGCACAGAUUGAACAGAAAAACAAAUUUAAUACCUCACAUGCUAAGGGUGGUAAUAAUGAUGAUGAAGCUGAGGACAAGGAGGAGCAGGAGGAAAAAGAAGAAGAAGAUGAAGAUGGUGAUGAUGAUGAUGAUGAAGAAGAAGAAGAUUUUGAAGAUGUCUCAAAUACUGAAGCCACCUCAAUGUUACAAGACCAUGGUAUGGUGGCCUGGAAUUACAAUCUCAGCAUUGAAGUCAAUCCAGAUGCUAUUCACAUCAAAGAAGAUGAAGACAACACGGAUAUAUUACAAACAUUAUAUGACAUGCAAAGACUAGCUAUGACUAAAUAUCAUCCACAAAUACAGAAAUGGCUCGAGAUUUUAAGUAAAGCUGGUGUUGCAAUUGACAUGGUGAAGAAACUUAUUGAUAUAAAACAAGCACUGGAGUCUAUUAAAGAGAAAACAAAUGACCUGAGAAUUCAACGAAAACCUAGAGAGAUAAUCAGAGGUGACAGUGACAGUGACAGUGACGAGGAUUUUGAAGACGUGCCUGAAAAAGAAGGAUAUGAACCAAGGAUACCUGAUCAUCUUAGAAAAGAAUAUGGUCUUGAUUGCGAUGACAGCAACAGUCUGUCACAGAAGACAAAAUCACAAGAUGAUGAGUUACAGGACCCUACAUCAAGAGCAGCAUCAGUUGCACACUUCAAGGAAAAACUCAGUGAAUUGCAAGACAAGUUGAAAAACAAAGAAAUUGAUUCAUUUCAUGAAAGAGAUCCUGAACCGUCAACAUCACAAAGUCCAUCUAAAAAGAGAAAAGCUGAACUUCUUUCCAGGGCACCUAAAGUGCCAUAUGGAUUGGAUCUGUAUUACUGGGAUAGACCUGAAGAUAUUGUAGCUCCAAAAAUUGUACGACCUGAGUCUCAACACAGAUUUUGGGUACCAGUAGAAAAUGACGAAAUUGUGUUAGAGGGCAUGAAGGAUAUGGUCACAGAACGUGCCAUUCAGUUUUCAGGUAAAUUUGAACCUGUUAAAUGGAAAUGCAGAGCACCAUUGAUGAAUGGUAAACUAUGUGAGCGUCAAGACAGAUAUAAGUGCCCUUUCCAUGGUAGUAUAAUUCCUAGGGAUACUGAGGGUACACCUGCAAAGCAAGAAGAUAUAGAAAAAGAAGAGAGAAGAAAAGCUCAAGUAGCGUCUACUUCUGAAUGGCGAGAUACUGAGCUUAUGAAAGACAUUGAGACAGCCACUGGAAUAGACUUAGGGUCUGCAAGUACUAGAGGCAAAGGAAAGGGAAAGGGAAAAGGCAAAGGAAAGAAAAAGAAAUAUCCAAAUUUGACAGAUAUCAAAAAACAAUCUAAUACAUCGAGGAGAAGGCUGGAAAAGAAAGUUAUGAACAAAAAUGCCUUGUCCAGGGUGGCUGGUUCUUUGGAUGCUUUUGAUUCAAAGAGAUAUAAAGAAAAAUUUGGCAACAAUUUCAACUAUGCUUAUACAUCGUGAUCUUAAAUUUAUGGUUGAUGUAUUUUCAACUUUUUAACUCAUGCAUAAUACAGCCUCUAUAUAUAUGUAUAGUAUCAACUAGCCACACAAACUUAUAGGGCUGUAGUCGCCGUGCCACACAUGCGCAAGGUAUAGGGGUCUCAUAUAAACAAAGAUGGCGACUUUGACUGUUGCAAAGAUCAACAAGUACAAACUGAGACAUUUCCAGGCUUUAAUUGAGUAUUUUUCAAGUGAUUUGAAGAUAUCAAAAGAGUCAUCGGCAGUAAUUAGUGCAAGUUGUGCCCAAGUCAAACCUCAUACUUGCGAUUUCCAUUAGAAUGAUACAUUCAAUAAUGUCAGUGUUUUGCCUGUACAUAGACCAAUUCAAUCAAGUAACUACUUACUAUUCCUGUCUAGUCUUGUUAGAUAUUUUGAGGAAUAUUUUAGUAACUAUUAUGAUGUGACUAGUUAUGGACCAGGAUAAACAAGAUUUGGUGUAAAUGUAUUUGAUAAAAUACUCUGACAACAAUAUAGUGUGGUGAAUGAAUACUUGGGGAACUGAGAUUAUUACAUGACGAGCUAUGAACAAGAUGGUGGAUUUGAUGAAGUACUCUGACAAAAAUAUCACAUGGCACUGAAACCUAAAAUCGUCUAUGGGAUGAACAAAAUGGUGGAUUUGAUGAAGUACUCUGACAACAAUAUCACAUGGCACUAAAACCUAAAAUCGUCUAUGGGAUGAACAAAAUGGUGGAUUUGAUGAAGUACUCUGACAACAAUAUCACAUGGCACUAAAACCUAAAAUCGUCUAUGGGAUGAACAAAAUGGUGGAUUUGAUGAAGUACACUGACAACAAUAUCACAUGGCACUAAAACCUAAAAUCGUCUAUGGGAUGAACAAAAUGGUGGAUUUGAUGAAGUACUCUGACAACAAUAUCACAAUAUAUCCUGCAAAUAAUCAAGCAAUAAACAAACUUUACUAA
Saccoglossus kowalevskii is the source of this 3456-nucleotide messenger RNA. Its product is annotated as UV-stimulated scaffold protein A-like. The record is from RefSeq and is a predicted model, not a curated record. Lineage: Eukaryota; Metazoa; Hemichordata; Enteropneusta; Harrimaniidae. Gene Ontology annotation, molecular function: RNA polymerase II complex binding. Gene Ontology annotation, cellular component: chromosome. Gene Ontology annotation, biological process: transcription-coupled nucleotide-excision repair; response to UV.